AUGAGGUCGUCGGAGAUGGUGACCAGAGGACCUACUCUAUGUAGGUUAGUGAAAAGGAGGGGGAAGAAGAAGGCUCGUUGGACUUUGGGUUUCAUCUUUAGAAUUCAGAUCCAAGUUCUUGCAAUCACAAGUCCUAGUUAUAAUUCUUCUCACGAGGAGGGAAUUCCAUGUGGAUCGUUUGAUCUGGAGCAAGAUCUUCACCUAAUUUAUUUGGUUAUCUUUUCAAGAAAUGAGCAAAUGCACAGGCUGUGGGAAAUUAGAAAGAAUGUAAAUUAUAAAGCCAUGGAUAGUGGUAAAUCCGUUUCUGGUGUACGAAAGGGGAAGAAAAAGAAGGUGAAAGACGAAUUAGAUCGUAUCAAACAAGCAGAAAAGAAAAAAAGGAGAUUGGAGAAAGCCCUUGCCACCUCAGCAGCCAUUAUUUCAGAGCUUGAGAAGAAGAAACAGAAGAAGAAAGAAGAGCAACAGAGGUUGGAUGAAGAGUGUGCUGCCAUAGCUGAAGCAGUCGCGAUGCAGGUUUUGAGUGAGGAAGGCCCAGAUGAUGAUGCUACACGUGGCAGCAGCCAUCAUCAAGGGUUUUACAGAACUCGAAAUGAAGAAUUUGGGUGGAUUUUGAAUGCUCAUGGAGGAUCGAGAUGCGAGUGGAAUGGAUGUGGAUAUGGAUAUGGGUAUGGGUGUGGUGAUGACGUGUCAUCUGCAGUGGGACAGAUGGCUGCACAUGCUGUUUCAUCUCUUCGUAUUACAGAUGAUGAAGAUAUGAAUGCGUUUGUUUUUAAUAGAAUGGUGAGAGGUUGA
This is a messenger RNA of Lactuca virosa, 792 nucleotides long. Lineage: Eukaryota; Viridiplantae; Streptophyta; Magnoliopsida; Asterales; Asteraceae. The record is from the annotation of a GenBank genome assembly.